Messenger RNA from Truncatella angustata, 1929 nucleotides. RefSeq lists its product as uncharacterized. Bases 1 to 1929 code for a protein of 642 amino acids. The record is from RefSeq and is a predicted model, not a curated record. Lineage: Eukaryota; Fungi; Ascomycota; Sordariomycetes; Amphisphaeriales; Sporocadaceae. The transcript has a single exon.
AUGAUUAAGAGUUCGCGCUCGGCCAAGCAAAGACCACGGUACCAUGUUCUCCGGUUCUGGACAUGGGAAAUACUUUCACUCAUCGUGGCCAUUGGGCUGAUGGCUGCGACUGUUGGGAUCCUCGCUCAUUACCAAGGCCAGCAAGUUCCUGAUUGGCCGCUGUCUAUAAAUUUGAACACACUGGUGGCAUUACUUUCGACGAUUCUGAGGGCCGCCAUGUUGGUGGCAGUCGCGGAAGUCAUCGGGCAGUUAAAGUAUGGGCAUUUUGCCAAGCCGCAAUCUUUGAAGCAUCUGCACGACUUUGAUCGGGCCAGCCGCAGUGUCAAUGGAUCUAUCAAGCUAUUGUUCGUCGCACCGAAAAGUCUAUUGGCUGUCACUGGCGCUCUGGUCACGAUCAUAUCUUUAGCCAUUGGCCCAUUCACGCAGCAGGCCAUUAGAUCGGUGACGUGCCCACAGUUCGUGGCAGACAUGAAUGCAUCUAUUCCGGUAUCGCAUUUCGUGCCUGGACGCGCUGUCUAUUAUCGAAUAGGGGCUGGUCAAUGGGAAGUUGACACAGACAUGAAAGGUGCAAUGAUUAACGGCUUGACGAAUCCUGCUGGCAACGACUCUGCCAUUGUCGCAACUUGUCCGACGGGCAACUGCACCUUUCCCGUUGACUCAAGCAACAUUACCCACUCUUCAAUAGGUAUGUGCAGUGCUUGUAUCGACACUACUGGAUUCGUCACCAAAACCGAGAAUCUCACUACCAACUAUACCAUGCCAAAUAACCUCUGGCUCUCACCGGGCUCAGGUCAUGCGUAUCUCAACGUCAUGAUUGAUUAUAACCUUACAUGGGCAGAGUCUGCCUUUACGGGUGGGUUCGGAGCGAUAGCACGCGGCGCCCUCACCAACUUUACCACCAUGACAUUUACCCAGUCGUCGUGCUACAAGAACAGUGAAGGAGUGAUAGAAUGCCCUCACAACGUUACUGGAUAUGUUGGCCUCUCAGACUAUGUUGCCACGUCAUGCUCAGUAUAUCCAUGUCUCACGAAUUAUCAUGCCGACAUGAGCUCCGGGGCGCUGGAUGAGCAAGUCGUAUCUACUAUACCUGCGCCUGUCAACUGGGUCGAAGCAAACAUAAGUGUGGAUGGCUUCAGCUCCGGGGCGAACUACACGGCACUCAAGUCGCCCUGUUUAAUUGACAAUGUCAUGUACGACAAAACGAACUUCUCCGAGGUGUCACAGCCUUCGAACCGGACAAUGACAGGCAUAAACGUCGAUGGGACGAAUUACACAGUUCCAGACGAAUGUCUUUACAAGGUAGAAUGGCUCUAUGGUGCCGCACUGAACGCUUUUAUGAGCGAGACAGUCUUCAGUGGGUCCUGUUCGUACGAUCAUAGUCAGGGCGGUUCGCUUUACUGCUCCAACUCAUGGUGGCUCUCACCACUAUACAAUCAACAGAAUGCAUCAUUUGAGUCAAUCAGUAAUCGGAUCGGUCAGUAUACCACGGCGAUUACCCACAAAUUUCGGACAGUGGGUUCGAGUAACUCUGACUACUCGACGAAAGAGUCGACAUUGGGCACUGUUAUCGAGAUGACCGUUUGUACUGAAUUCGAUUGGCGUUGGUUACUGAUGCCGCUAGCCUUGCUGGUCGCAUCAAUAGCGAUGCUUGUGCUGAUGAUGAUACGCAACUAUGCAGACCAUCCAAGACAGCCGGUAUGGAAGAGUUCUGUUCUCCCGCUCUUGUUUCAUGGACUCGAUAGCGCGCCUCGCACGAACUCUGGACCUGCUAUGGAACUGGAUCAAAUGAAGGAGCAGGCAAACCAGAUUAAGGCUAAAUUUCAAACUGGGGCAGCUGCAGGUUUUGUAGAUAUGACGGACGCUGGCAAGGGCAGUAUUAGAAGCAGAGAUGUGGACAUGGACUCCUUGGUGAGCUCUCGGCAACUUUAA